GUGACCAUACAUUGAGUUUGGGGAUAUAUAGAUAUUUAGUGAGGGCAUAGUUGUAACUAGUCUACAUAGGUUUCUCCUAUAAAUACUUGUACAUCACUAGCCUAACAAAUCAUCCAAAACAUCUUCCUCCUCCAGUCAAAAUUCCAAUCCAAGUUCAGUAAUGUCAAUGGCACUACACGAAGUUCACUCAGCAAACAUUAGUUCCUACAAAGCUGCUUGUGAACAACACCCAGAGCUCAAAUCCUUUGAUGCUUCGCUUCAAGAGGGGGCUAACAAAGUGUUGAACUCGGUCAACGCUCAAGCCGAGACUGAUUCUUAUUCCGUACACACAUCAUACGCGGAGCUCUACAAGUAUCUGCUUGAUGCAUGCCAAGCUGUGGCAAAGUUCAUUACUGCUAUCGAAGGCGACGUGUGGGACAACGAAGAUCUAAAGAAGAUAGUGGAGGCCUAUUUUGAGGAUACCAUCAAGACUUUAGAGUUUUUCAACAGUGUUGAUAAACUGGCCGACAACGCAUCAAUUGGCGACCUUUACCUUCAACGCGCGGUGGAUCUCUUUGACAAAGAGUCGGCGGAAAAUGGUGGGAAUACUAAGAACAAGUAUGAAAAAGCAUUGGAGGACCUGAAGAAGUUUGAAAACAUGAAACAUGAUUUUGAUGGCGACAAGUUAAUAGCUAAGUUUGAAUCGGUCAAAAAGGAGCAGGAAAACCUUCUGGAGCAAGUGAGUGAUCUGAAAAAGAAGAUUGAUGCGGCAUAUGCGGCGGCACAAGCACAUAGCAAACUUACGAAUAUACUUUUCGGCGUGUUGUUUGGUGUUGUUGCUCUCAUAGGGGUGGCUACAUUUGCAUUCGGGGGCGAAGUUCUGGUGACAGGUGCAAUAGCUGCGGGUUUAGCGUUACCAGUCGUUGCCGUGGGAUGGGCAGGGACCGAGGUUGCAAUGCAGAAACUGGAGGACACUGUGAAGAAACAGAAAGAUAUAGCAGAACAGAUUGGGAAAGGUUUGGAAGUCAACAAAGAUGCGAUGGCGACCAUAAUGAACUUAGUCAAGAAACUUUUAGAUAAGAUAGAGUCGAUGUUGGAGAUCGCGGAUACUCCUGACGAGGCUAGCGAGAGAGACACGAAAAAUGAACUGAAACUAAUCAAGAAGAAAUUGGGAGGUUUUACUGACUCAAUCAACGCGGUUGACGAAACUGUCGCUAAGCUUAGCAAAUUGGUCGUUGAGUCGAGAAUUAAGGUUAUGGAAAAGAUCCAAGAUUAGUGGUAAACUAUCAAUAUGCUUUAUUGAUGUUUAUUGUUCAAGAAUCAAGACACCCACGCUAUGUUAUAUGUUUUAAUCUUUGGUUUUCAAUAAUUUGGGUUUAUAGCCCAUUGUACUUUUUAUUUUAUUUUGUAACGUUAACCAUCCGAAAAGAUUGGUUGAUGUACCUCUAUCCCCUAUUCGUGAAAUAAAGUUGUUGUUGUUUUCUUUUUUAAA
Messenger RNA from Raphanus sativus (radish), 1471 nucleotides. RefSeq names its product UPF0496 protein At3g28270. The transcript has 2 exons. Bases 161 to 1255 code for a protein of 364 amino acids. NCBI's taxonomy places the organism in Eukaryota, Viridiplantae, Streptophyta, Magnoliopsida, Brassicales, Brassicaceae. The record is from RefSeq and is a predicted model, not a curated record.